Suricata suricatta (meerkat) is the source of this 2124-nucleotide messenger RNA. RefSeq names its product milk fat globule-EGF factor 8 protein (gene MFGE8). The record is from RefSeq and is a predicted model, not a curated record. Lineage: Eukaryota; Metazoa; Chordata; Mammalia; Carnivora; Herpestidae. The transcript has 10 exons. Bases 223 to 1515 code for a protein of 430 amino acids.
UUGCACAGCCGGUGAGGACUCCUAGGACCUCUCGGGGCCCAGGAGGCCACUUUUCUUCAGGUCACUGACCCCCUGGGAAGGAGGGAAGGAGACAGGCUUUACAGGAAGAAAACAAUGGUGCCUGAGGAAGCAGCUUGCUAAGGAUUCCACGCAGGAGCCGGAGCGAGAGCCACGCGGGGUGCACCGCCGAAGCGCCCGGUCCCGCGCCCGCGUCCCCACGGCAUGCCGGGUCCCCGCCUGCUGGCCGCGCUCUGCGGCGCGCUCCUCUGCGCCUCGGGACUCCUCGCCUUCUCCGGUGACUUCUGUGACUCUAGCCAGUGCCUGAAUGGUGGGACCUGCCUGUUGGGCCAGGACAACACCCCCUUCUACUGCCUCUGCCCUGAAGGCUUCACAGGCAUCAUCUGCAAUGAGACCGAGAAAGGUCCUUGUAUCCCAAACCCCUGCCACAAUGAUGCUGAAUGCCAGAUGAUCAAGGGCGCACACCGGGGGGACGUCUUCGCCCAGUACUUCUGCAAGUGCCGUCCUGGCUACACGGGCGUCCACUGUGAGACCACCUGCGCCAUGCCUCUGGGCAUGGAGACGGGCGCCAUUUCCGACUCGCAGAUCUCUGCCUCGUCUGUGCACUUGGGCUUCCUGGGUUUACAGCGCUGGGCCCCAGAACUGGCCCGCCUGCACCGCACGGGCAUCGUCAAUGCGUGGACGGCCAGCAACUACGAUAAGAACCCCUGGAUCCAGGUAAACCUGGUGCGGAAGAUGUGGGUGACAGGUGUGGUGACACAGGGUGCCAGCCGAGCAGGCAGUGCCGAGUACCUGAAGACUUUCAAGGUGGCCUAUAGUGUCAAUGGUCGCAAGUUCCAGUUUAUCCAGAGCGCAGACAGGCCGGAAGACAAGGUGUUUGUGGGUAAUAUAGACAACAGCGGCCUGAAGGUCAACCUGUUUGACAUCCCUCUGGAGGUGCAGUAUGUACGGCUGGUGCCUGUCACCUGCCACCGGGGCUGCACACUCCGCUUUGAGCUCCUGGGCUGCGAGUUGAAUGGGUGUGCCGAGCCCCUGGGUGUCAAGGACGGCACUGUCCCCGACAAGCAGAUCACGGCCUCCAGCACCUACAGGACCUGGGGCCUGGGCGCCUUUAGCUGGUACCCCUACUUUGCGAGGCUGGACAAGCAGGGCAAGUUCAACGCCUGGACCGCCCAGACCAACGAUGCCUCCGAGUGGCUGCAGGUUGACUUGGGCUCCGAGAGGCAGGUGACAGGCGUCAUUACCCAGGGGGCCCGAGACUUCGGGCACAUCCAGUAUGUGGCAGCCUACAAGGUCGCCUAUAGUAACGACAGCAAGAGCUGGAUCGAGUACAGGGACCAGGGGGCCUUGGACAGCAAGAUCUUCCCUGGCAACUUGGACAAUAAUUCCCACAAGAAGAACAUGUUCGAGAUGCCCUUCCUGGCUCGUUUUGUGCGCAUCCUGCCCGUUGCCUGGCACAACCGGAUCACCCUCCGUGUGGAACUGCUGGGCUGCUAGUGCUGGGCGUGGCUGUGGGCGUGGCCAUGGGGCACCUGCCCCGCCCCUGCUCCUCCUGGCCUCUUGGGGGCCUGCCGCCUUCUCCACCCCACCUCCUGAUUGUAGGCGACCGGGGGACAAGGGUUUCAGUCACCUACUCCUCUCCACUCCCCAUGGCCCCGUACCCUGUUCUCAUGCCAUCCCAUUUUCUUAGACACUGUGGGAGCCGAGUAGGUCUGGGACGGAGAGGGAAGGGCAAAGCAGGGAGCUGGGGUCGCCCGCCCCUCUUGGAUUCCUGGGUCUAGUCUCCGUGGUUCCUCUGCACGCUCUCCCCCACCUCGGGUUCCCAGGGUCCUGGAGGAAGGCCCUGAGGCGCCAGGCUGGAGAUAACAGGCUCCUGCCCCUCAGCACGAUGCUGCCACUCUCCUGCUGCUGCCACCCACCCCCUCCCGACUCCCCCUUAUCUCCCUGGAGACCCACCCCUCUUGACCCUUGCUCUGGAGCUUAAGAGACAGAGGGGGUGGGGUGAGAGAGGGGUGCAGGUGGGCAGGCAUGGGGGGCGCCCUCUGUGCUGGUUCUUACCCAGAGUGCACAGGCAGCUUCCAGAAUAUAUUUAUAUCACCCCCUGAA